Molecule: messenger RNA, 549 nt
Organism: Orbilia oligospora ATCC 24927
Lineage: Eukaryota; Fungi; Ascomycota; Orbiliomycetes; Orbiliales; Orbiliaceae
Exons: 4
Coding region: 1-549 (182 amino acids)
Biological process (GO): mitochondrial electron transport, NADH to ubiquinone
Source: RefSeq, a predicted model, not a curated record
AUGAUGCUCCGUCAUCUCCCGCGUACCCUCCGCCUGAGGACCACGAAUCCAACAUCCCUCUUCCUCCUCCGUUCUUCCUCUACAUCUACCACUACUACCACCACUCCUCCCACUUCGACGCCAUUCCCUCCAACCGAACGGACCUCCGUAGACCCCGAUACUACAGCUGCCAAUGCUACGGUCGAUGUACUGGAACUACAGGCGAGUCAAGCGCCGAAUAGAAUGUUGACUUGGGCGAAGAGUCAGAUGCCUAGAGCGGAGGCUAUGGUCGGACCGAGGUUUGAGCAGACGGAUUUGGCGGUGCAGCCGCGACCAAUGGCUGCGAUAGAGUUGAUUCAUGAGGAACCUGUGCGGUUUGUACAUGAGCAUGUGGUUGUUUGCGAUGGUGGUGGUGGGCCAUUGGGUCAUCCGAAGAUUUAUAUCAACGUUGAUAAGCCGGAGGUUGUACCUUGUGGAUACUGUGGAUUGCCGUUUGCGCAUAUACAUAACAAGGCGGAGAUUGUGGCGAAUGGACAGGGACCUCAUGGGGAGUAUGUUAUUUUGGAUUAG